Salvia splendens (bonfire salvia) is the source of this 910-nucleotide messenger RNA. Its product is annotated as zinc finger protein SHOOT GRAVITROPISM 5. The record is from RefSeq and is a predicted model, not a curated record. The transcript has a single exon. Gene Ontology annotation, biological process: gravitropism. The coding region runs from base 407 to 793 and encodes 128 amino acids. Gene Ontology annotation, cellular component: nucleus. Lineage: Eukaryota; Viridiplantae; Streptophyta; Magnoliopsida; Lamiales; Lamiaceae.
AAUCACAUGAUUUUGUUCUUGGGGAACACUAUCAAUAGGGUUUGCAAUUUUUAGUUAUUACGGACGUGAGAUCUGGUUUAUUGCAACUUUGCAUCCCAACAAAUCUCCGUUUAAACUGAAAUUACAUAGGUCACAGGUUAGCACAGAUCUCGAUCAAGCGCACACAUGAACAUGAACAGCAGGGGAUGUGAAUUAAGAUCCAUUUAUAAUUCAUAGGAAGAUGCAAGAAUUAGAAUGAUUGUUGGUCCCCUCCCCUCUCUCUAUCUCCCUGCAUGGGAAAAUGGACUGAAUACUGUAAUUAAGUUUAGCCCUUUUUUAGCAAACCCUUAUAUAUACACACAACGCAUCACCCUCAUUUUCCUAAUAAACCAACCAUACAUCACACAACAUUCCUCCUUCUCUCCACAUGGAAGGAAGCCACCAAGAGAUGCAGCUCUUCUCCUCCCCUUCUCCCGAUCACAAUCCGCCCCCGCUCGACCUCCAGCUAUCCAUAAGCCUGAACAAGCCGGAGCGCGUGGCGAUGAGGAAGAUGCGGAAGGCCGCGGGCGUGGAGGCUCUCAAGUGGCAGGCAGCGGAGCAGAUUCGGCUUGCGGCCAUGGAGAAGGCCUACGCGGAGCGCGUGAGGGAGCUGACGAGGCGGGAGAUGGAGAUGGCGCAGAGCGAGUUCGCACGCGCACGCGCCAUGUGGGAGAGGGCACGAGAGGAGGUGCAGAGAGCCGAGAGGAUCAAGGAGAGGAUGGAUUCCCUCUCUGCCACCUGCCACUCCUGCAGACACAACACCUUUACACCUUAAAAUCUGCUAACUAGGUUUAAUUUUCGUUGCUGUAAUCAAUUCCAGCACAUGUACUAUGAAGAAAAUAAUAAUAAUAUCAGUUUUUCAUGUGCAAAAAUAAAGCUCCAUGAUUGAUUA